AUGGAGUACAAUCAUCGAGAACAAAGGUACUCCAGGACAAUACCUGCUGAUCUGAGCGAUGGGUCUGGUACCCACCUUACAGGUACUGAACCUAAUCUGAAUACCGGAUACCUGGGCAGGGGCCUAAAGAAACAGAGCAGAGCCUUUAGCAAAAUAUUGAUCAUUUUCUUCUCUGGACCACACCCGCGCUGUGACCAAUUCUAUCCCACCGUUACUGAAGCUUUGUAA
Messenger RNA from Nezara viridula (southern green stink bug), 228 nucleotides. The record is from the annotation of a GenBank genome assembly. Lineage: Eukaryota; Metazoa; Arthropoda; Insecta; Hemiptera; Pentatomidae.